Molecule: messenger RNA, 1596 nt
Organism: Aspergillus affinis
Lineage: Eukaryota; Fungi; Ascomycota; Eurotiomycetes; Eurotiales; Aspergillaceae
Product: amino acid transporter
Exons: 5
Coding region: 1-1596 (531 amino acids)
Biological process (GO): amino acid transmembrane transport
Cellular component (GO): membrane
Molecular function (GO): L-amino acid transmembrane transporter activity
Source: RefSeq, a predicted model, not a curated record
AUGGCACCCGGCAAUAUGCAGAUAUCAACAUCGGAGGAGGUUGGAACGGCAGACACGGAUUUCAAGCCUCAAGGUUCCCUUCGGGUCGAGGAAUCCCACGUGUUGCAAGACCGAAAUAUCGGGGUCUUCGGGGCCAUUUCGUUAGUAGUGAACAAGAUUGUCGGGGCUGGGAUAUUUUCAACGCCCGCUACAAUCUUCAAACUGAGCGGCAGUGUGGGGAUGGCCUUGAUUAUCUGGGUCAUUGCCGGUCUCAUAUCAACAUGCGGGGCCCUGGUGAUGUUAGAAUUGGGUACUCGGAUGCCACGAUCCGGUGGAAUGAAGGUGUAUCUGGAGGCUGCAUUUGCACCAAAGCUCCUAGUCACCUGUAUAUAUUUGUUCUACUGCGUCUUCUUGCAGGUCUCCGCAAGUAACGCCAUCACCACUUCUAGCUACCUGCUUCAAGCCGCUGGCGUGGACGCCACCACCUGGCGAUUGCGAGGACUAGCCAUCGCGGCCUCGGCAUUCGCGGUGGGCAUUCACACAGUGUGGCCUCGAGGCGGCAAGGCUCUGCAGGACCUACUGAGCCUGGUGAAACUGGUUAUCUUGCUUUUUAUUGUUUGUACCGGGUUCGCCGCUCUGGCUGGCCACGUGCCCAACACACACAAUUUCGAUCUGUCGACUUCGUUUCGCGGAACAUCAAAUGAUGGUUAUAGUAUCGGAACAGCAUUGCUAAAUGCCAUAUUCGCAUUCCACGGUUAUGAUAAUGUUAACACAGUUCUUUCGGAAGUUCGCAACCCCCACAAAACCCUUCGCAUCGCCCUCCCCGCGGCCAUGGGCAUAAUAACGGUGCUGUACAUUCUUGCCAACAUUGCAUACUUUGCCGCAGUACCAAGGGAAGAGUUUCUUCACAGUGAGGUCACAAUCGCCGCCAAUUUGUUUUCAAAUGUAUUUGGUCAGUCUGCGGCGGUCAAAGCACUUCCAGCUUUGGUGGCCAUAUCUGCCUUGGGGCACCUUCUAGGAAUUGCCUUCACCGUUCCCCGUGUCAUCCAAGAGCUGGGCAAGGAUGGCAUUGCCCCCUUUCCAACACUCGUUAUGCAAAACCGACCAUUUCGAACACCGAUCAUGGCACUCAUGAUCCAUCUCCUGGUUACGAUUCUAUUCACAUGCGCGCCUCCAGCCGGUGAUGCUUUCAACUUCGUUGUGAAACUAUCAUCGUAUCCCACGACUGUGCUAUUAACUGCCACGACCAUUGGCCUAAUCAAGCUACGGUGCUCGAGAGAUCCUGAGGAGGACCGGCCUGUGUUCAAGGCCCCAUGGGCAAUUAUUGUGUUCUACUUGGCCGGUAGCAUGUUCCUGAUUGUAAUGCCCUUCAUACCUCCUCAUGGAGAUAGUGAGACUUCAGGCCUUCCAUAUUGGCUCUCACCGGUUGUGGCACUUGGCAUCCUUAGUUUGGGCUUUAUUUAUUACCUCGUGCCUUUCGUCCUGCUGCCGUCGCUGUUUGGAUACCGAUUACGCCCAACCGCAGUCGAGCUGAGCGAUGGUUCGCAUGUCACACGGUAUAGACGGAAGACAGACUCAAAAGGAUGGCUGGCCUACUUGCCUUUUCUUUCGACUUGA